Labrus mixtus (cuckoo wrasse) is the source of this 2338-nucleotide messenger RNA. It is a transcript of the gene ddx39b, whose product is annotated as DEAD (Asp-Glu-Ala-Asp) box polypeptide 39B. The transcript is spliced from 11 exons. The record is from RefSeq and is a predicted model, not a curated record. Bases 248 to 1525 code for a protein of 425 amino acids. Gene Ontology annotation, molecular function: RNA binding; RNA helicase activity; ATP binding. NCBI's taxonomy places the organism in Eukaryota, Metazoa, Chordata, Actinopteri, Labriformes, Labridae. Gene Ontology annotation, biological process: mRNA splicing, via spliceosome; mRNA export from nucleus.
AGUAGUGUGCGCAAACUUUUACUUUUACUUUUGAGCAGACGAUGCGGUUCGUUUCUCAUCUUCGUAGUAAAAGUAGAUUGAUUGCCUGAAGUUUUUUAUGAACCCACAGCACGAGUAGCACCUGCAGUAAUGUGACUGUAACAGUUCAAUGUCAGAACAUUUGCCUGUAACAGGUUAACGAGGCGAGUUGACGAGUUGUUUGUUAGCCGUGAAGCUAACUGGAGCUAGCUGUGACAGGUGAGUCAGAAUGACUGAGAACGACGUGGACAGCGAUCUUCUGAACGAGGUGGAGGCCGGGGGUGUCGGGGGUACAGGUGAAAGGUUGGUGAGGAAGGAGGGGGUGAAGGGUUCCUCUGUGUCCAUCCACUCCUCUGGAUUCAGAGACUUCCUGCUCAAACCUGAACUUCUCAGAGCCAUUGUGGACUGCGGCUUCGAGCAUCCGACUGAGCUGCAGCACGAAUGCAUCCCUCAGGCGAUCCGUGGGAUGGAUGUUCUCUGUCAGGCCAAACCUGGGAUGGGGAAGACUGCCUUGUUUGUUUUGGCCACACUGCAACAGCUGGAGCCCGUCACUGGACAGGUUUCUGUCCUGGUCAUGUGUCCCACCAAACAGCUGGCCUUUCAGAUCAGCAAAGAGUACAAGAGGUUUUCAAAGUUCAUGCCCACCGUGAAGGUGGCGGUUUUCGUCGGAGGUUUGUCGAAAAAGAAAGACAUGGAGGUGUUCAAGAGGGGCAGUCCUCACAUUGUGGUGGGGACGCCGGGCAGAACGCAUGCUCUGAUUCGAAGCCAGACCCUGAACCCGAGACACGUCAAACAUUUCAUCCUGGACGAGUGCGACAAGAUGGUCCGACAGCUCGACAUUCUCAGAGACGUCCAGGAGAUUUUCCAUAAGACCCCCAAUGAGAAGCAGGUCAUGAUGUUCAGCGCCACCCUGAAAAAAGAGAUCCGCCCUGUGUGCACAAAGUUAAUGAAAAAUAUGGAAAUCUCUCUGGUCGAUGAGACGAAGCUGAAUCUGCACGGGCUGCAGCAGUACUACGUCAAGCUGAAGGACAACGAGAAGAACAGGAAGCUGUUCGACCUGCUCGACACUCUCAAGUUCAACCAGGCGGUGGUCUUUGUGAAGUCGGUGCAGAGGUGUGUCGCUCUGGCUCAGCUGCUGGUCGAGCAGAACUUUCCGACCAUCGCCGUCCACAGAGGGAUGCCUCAGGAGGAGCGUCUGUCUCGGUAUCAGCAGUUCAAAGACUCCCAGAGGACAAUCCUGGUGGAAACAAACCUGUUUGGACUAGGGAUGGACAUCGAAGGAGUCAACAUCGCCUUCAACUACGACAUUCCAGAAGACUCGGACACGUACCUGCACAGGGUCGCCUGUGCAGGUCGAUUCGGCAAGAAGGGUCUGGCCAUCACGUUUGUGUCCGAUGAAGGAGACGCUCGAACGCUCAAGAACGUGCAGGACCGCUUUGAGGUGAACAUCAGCGAGCUGCCGGACCAGAUCGACAUCUCCUCCUACAACGCGCUGCAGCUCUUCUGACUGUGUGUUUGUACUUUCACUCUGACGUCGGAUGAUGCUGGCCAUCUUCAUCUACCCGGCCUGCCUCACCGUUAACGUUUCCAGACGAUUUUCACAAUUGCCUUUGUUGAAGGUUGAAAGUUGUGUUGCAGCUCCCCCUGUAGGAGAAACCAGGAACUGUGACUGUUUAUAAUAUAUGUUUUUUCAUAUAAAGGGGGACAUAUUGUGAAAAAUCCACUUUCACAGUGUUUCUGAGCAUAUAUUUGGGUAACCUGAGUGUCUACUGACCCACAAAAUGUGAAAUAAAUCCAUCCAGUCCUUUGUUUGUGGUCUGCAUAAGUCUUACAACACAGAGAAAAAUGCUCUGUUUCAAAUUUGCUCUCCUUGUGAUGUCACAGUGGGAUUCUGGUUAAAAAAAAAAUCACCUCCCCUCCCCUGGUAUCUCCACCCAUGGACUCCACCCCCAGCCUAGAACAAAACUUUUUCACAGGUCUGCAAUUUUUAUUCUCGCUAGCGAAGGAGAGAUGUCUACGGGGGAAAACUCAGGGGGGGCUCAUUGCAUUUAAAGAGACACACACACCAAAAUGGAGCGUUCUGAGAGAGCUGGUUUAUACAGGGUCACAAACCUCCUCUGGUGCUUGAUUCAUGUUAUAUUUUGACCAAAGGACAGCAAAGAUGUUUCAUUUAGACCACGGGACUGUUUGAAAAGGUGGAGAAGGGGGGAUAAUAUGUCCUCUUUAAGUUCAUUAUAUCAGUAUUUUUAUAUAUAUAUAUAUAUUUAUUUUUAUAAACUGUUCACUGUGUGGAUUAAUAAAUCUGUUUUUUGCCUGAUAA